UGUAUGUAAAACUGUUAGUACUGGAUUGAGAUCGCGAUUUGCUGGAAAAGACUUCAAAACGUCUAACCGAUUGAGUAACAUUCACACGAUCGACUAACAAGUGAAGUGUUGAUUUUGCAAGAGUUGUACGAGAGGAAACCAACCCCAGGUACUGUUAAUAGAUUGUGUCAGUGGCUAUCAACAAUUCUGUGUGUGUGUUUAACAAAGAAAUGAUAGCGAUACCUCCAUUAGACCCUGAUCUUGAAAAGUUUUUGACUAAGAUCGUUGAAAGCAAACAGUAUGUGCCACGGUCGAGCCUGGAAUGGGGACAAGAUAUACUACCACGAAUAAUAGCGAGGAUUGAGUCGAUGAGUUCUGCUAGCCAAAAUGGAGAGAAAUAUGCACCAAGACCAGAAGGAAUCAAUUUACCAGAAUCCAUAAUGAAAUCAAAAGAUAAAAUUGUCAGAAACUUACAAGGGGACUUUGGUGAGAGCCCUCCAUUCACCAUUCAGAGGAUCUCGGAAUUACUUAUCGAUCCCAAAGGACAAGGCUAUAUAUUGGAUAAUAACGUUCAGUUAUUCAAGUAUUUCAAUUCUCUUACCAAAUUAUUUGUUGUUUCGUCAAGUAUAAUAGACUUUCCCCCACCUACUUUCGAAACGAAUAAGAAAAAAGAUCCGAGCCUGGUUUUAAAUGGCACUGAGAAGCUUCCUGAAUCCAUUUCUUUAAUCAAGAUUCCUUGGCUUGGUGAGUUCAAGUCCAACGGCAAAGAACAUGAAAAUAAAGGAAAUGGCACUAACGAAAACGAUGAUAAAGAAAACGAUGAUAAAGAAAACAAUGAUAAAGAAAACGAUGAUAAAGAAAAUGAACAAAAUGAAACGUCAUUACUAGAGCCAAUACUGGUGGAGUCUGAAAGUAAGGAAACAUCAAGGAGAAAAAGAGACGACUCUUUUGAAGAUGACGAUACUUCGACUAGUCCUUCAAAUGGUUAUAAGAAAUCAAAACCAAAUGAUUCAAGCCCCAUAUCGUCGGAUAAUUCCAGUGAUAAAUCAGAUACUACGUUAGAACUAGUCGAAAAGUCACCCGAAUCAAAGGCCAAGAAUGAAUCUCUGCAAGGCUAAUCUAAACCCCAACUUCAUUUGUAUAUUAGAACACCUCUUAAUGAUCAUCAUGAACUAAAAAUCUUGUAAAACU
Hyphopichia burtonii NRRL Y-1933 is the source of this 1170-nucleotide messenger RNA. RefSeq lists its product as uncharacterized. The record is from RefSeq and is a predicted model, not a curated record. The transcript has a single exon. NCBI's taxonomy places the organism in Eukaryota, Fungi, Ascomycota, Pichiomycetes, Serinales, Debaryomycetaceae. The coding region runs from base 210 to 1097 and encodes 295 amino acids. Gene Ontology annotation, cellular component: nucleus; protein phosphatase 4 complex; cytoplasm. Gene Ontology annotation, molecular function: protein phosphatase regulator activity. Gene Ontology annotation, biological process: protein dephosphorylation.